Rotaria sp. Silwood2 is the source of this 747-nucleotide messenger RNA. The record is from the annotation of a GenBank genome assembly. Lineage: Eukaryota; Metazoa; Rotifera; Eurotatoria; Philodinida; Philodinidae.
AUGAUAAUUAUCAUAGGUAACAAGUCUGAAACGAAGAAUACACCAUCAAAAAUUUCACCAAGUACACGUUUAACAAGUUCUCCAAAAACUACUAGCACACAACCUGGUAUACGUUCAAAAUCGAAAUCUAAUGGACAUGGUAAGAGUCGACAUAUAGAUGGUACUUCAAAUAUUCGUUCUACUGCUGUUUCGAAAUCCCAAAAGAAUAAAACUGAAACAAAUAAAUUAAAAUCAGCUACUAAGAAAAAGAUAGCUUCAACCGUUCGUUCAGCAUCAAAACGUUCAACAAUUGCUAAUAAAACAAAUGCAACUAGUACAAAAAGUAAAUCUAAGUCAAAUAAAAGAUCAGAAAAAACCAUAGAUAAUCAUCAAACGAAACAAUCACAUAAAACUAAUAAAGAUCAUACUGAAACAUGUGCUGUACAAUUUGUACCAAAAUUUAAUCCAAAUUCAAAUAAAAAUCAAGUACCAAUAUAUCAUCUCGUACGUCAUGCUUUUGGUAAUAUGGUACGUGAAGCUAUAUGUCAAUUAGAUAAAGAUAAAACAGGUGUUAGUUCACAACAAAUUAUUGAUCAUAUAAUUAAACAUUAUACAUUUCCAAAUAAUAUUUCGGAAAGUGUUGUACGUAAUCGUGCUAUGUUUACGAUUAAUUCUGGUUUACGAGCUGGUACUUUACUAACUGUUAGUUCGAACAAAGGUGUUCGUAUUGGUCGUAUGCGUCAUAAUUACGCACGCAUGCUUUGCUAA